This is a messenger RNA of Podarcis raffonei (Aeolian wall lizard), 3201 nucleotides long. It is a transcript of the gene RTN3, whose product is annotated as reticulon 3. Lineage: Eukaryota; Metazoa; Chordata; Lepidosauria; Squamata; Lacertidae. The coding region runs from base 416 to 3151 and encodes 911 amino acids. Gene Ontology annotation, biological process: neuron differentiation; brain development; endoplasmic reticulum tubular network formation. The record is from RefSeq and is a predicted model, not a curated record. The transcript is spliced from 9 exons. Gene Ontology annotation, cellular component: postsynaptic density; neuron projection.
CGUGAUGCGCAUGUUCAGUGACCAGUCUCAAAACCCGCCUAUUUUCUCUCACACUCAAAAAAAAUCCGCCGCUCCCUCCCCGCCGCUUCUAAUACCAACGUAAGGGAGGAGCAGAAAUACUCUGCGGGAGGACGCAGGAGGCACAAUAUACUAUAUCGUAUACAGUAUUCUUCCUUCCAGGCUUCUCACUGCGCCUGCGCCGGAGAGCAACCUCCCAGACCCGCCCCUCCGGAGUACGCCUGCGCGGCGCUCCGGCCCGCCGCCCAGUUGCCGCGCCUGCGCAGUCUGCCCUGAUCUCCUCGUUCUUGUCAGUCAGCGCCUGUCUGUUGAGAGGGGCGGUCGCUUAUAGCCAAGGUCCUCGUCGCUGGUUUCCUUUUUCCCCCCCGUCGAUUUUGCCGCUGCCGCCAUCGACGAAAUGGCUGAGCCCGCCACCCAGUCCCCGUAUAUUUCUUCCUCUGCUGGGGGUGGCUCCUCGGAGCCCGGAGGCCGAGACCUCAAGGGGGCAGGUUCCCCCCAGCCUUGCGCUGAUUCCUUUGUUUCUUCCUCUCAGCCUGUCUCUCUCUUUUCGACCUCACAAGCUGGAGCUCAAGCUGCUUUUUUAGCAUAUUCAGGAAACCAGAGGGAAAGAAAUGGCAAAUCCGCACCCUCAGAUGUAGGAAAAGAAUUCGUAGAUGGCCAAAGUCAGGACCACAUCUAUGGGACCAGUGAAGGUUUGGGAGCAGGGCCAGUCUCUGUAGGAUCCACUGGCCUAGAGGAGUCGUCUCUCUCUGUUGGAUCCAAAGUUCACCUCUGUGAGCCGGUGGUACAAGCUUCUUCCUUGACUCAUAAUGACUUUAAGGGAGGUGUUGCCCUAGAUGGAAAAGUUGAGCUGAGUAAAUGUGACCAACACAAAAAACCAGCUUCAAGUGGAGAGUCCAAAUUAGCUUUGCUAACCAACCCAAAAGACGAACCCGAGCACUCUCCACCCAGAGUUGCCUACUCUCAUUCCCCAACAUCCCCAGUGGUAGCUGGUGAGGCCGUUGUGGAAAAAGAUUCCCCUGAGUCUCCAUUCGAGGUCAUUGCUGACAGACUGGAAUUUGAUAAGGAAUUCAAAGAUGUCCUUGCAAGCAACUCCAAUGAUAUCGGUAGCAACUGGGUAAUGCACAGCGAAAGGGAGCUCCUCACAGACAUCCCAGAAGACAGCGUGUGUGAGUUUCAAGUGAAGCCACGGGGCGGGAGCCGAAUUCCACCGGGGCCUGGCCUCUCACGCCAGUCUUCAGGCACAACGGCAGCACUGGAAGAAGUGUCCAAAUGUGUCCGUGACUUGCACAGCUUCACGAGCGAGCUGCUCAACUGGGAUAUGAUUCCUAAGGAUCUGGAGGACAAGCCUGAUGACUUUGGCAGCUCGGGCUUCUUGCCAUCGCCUACCCGAGAUUCAAAUGGCGUCGCUGCUGGGUCGGUAGGUGGCAAGGUGGAAGCGAGCAAAGCUUCCAGCCCUCACCAGCCCCUCAAAAUCAGCAUCCACCAAAAAGACAGCCCAUCUCCAGUGGAGAAGGAUGAGAAGCAGGCCAUAGUCGGUCGUGAGGUAUCUGUUGUGAAAGUCAUUCCCACCGCUGCAGCAGAGCCGAAGGCAGAUGUCCGCUGGCCAAAUUCCAGCCUACCCGAAAUGGCUGAUGCUGACAGCUCUGGGGAGUCGGACGACACCGUCAUAGAAGAUGCUACUGUGAUUCCAGCCUCCCAAAAUGAGACUGCUGCAGAGAGCAGCAAGCCACUCCCCAAGGCACUUGACUCUGUCAAGACAGCGGUUGUACAUAUAGACGACAAAGGGAGCAAGCCACGUAAACCCAGCCCAGAAGGCGCAAUUCCACCCAAGGCCCUGGAAUGCAAUUGGGGAUCCAUUGAUGACUUUGAAGCUAUCCAGACCAAGACAAAUGUUCAUGGGGAAAGCCCAGUCGCUGCUUCUCUGCCGCCUAAACAGCCCUCUCCUGGCAUACCUCCUAAAGCGGGGCAGGAAUUGUGCACUUAUGGACAGGACCUACUUGGGAAAAGGCCCAGGAUGGACGGCCUCCCCUUGGACAAUGUAAAAGAGGCUGUGUGCCCAGACUCCCUCAAUGGGGAGAACUUUAUGGGCUUCAUGAAGGAGUGCUUGAAUUCCAAAGGGAGCGAAUCUCCGGAUGACGCUGUUGAGACCUUCUCGGAAGCAGAGCUAAAAGCAGCAAGAUCCGAGGUGGCGGAUCCCCAUUCACAGCAGCCACCAAAGGUGACUCAAGACUUUGAGCAAGAGCACCUCACCAUCAAGGCCCUCAAAGAAGUCGGCAGGAAGGCUGAGACAGAGAGGCAGCCACUUCCACCAAGCAAGGUCUCCGUUCCCGGAGGGAAGCGUCCUGGGCAGUACUGCGAGGUACCCCCAGACCCCCGAGGUCCUGUUCAGAAGUCUGCCCUGGAGAAGAGACCCCUCUGCCUUGAGCAAGCUGUGGACGUGAAGCUGGCUUCUGCCCCUGCUGCCCUCGGCGGGCACGACAUUCCCAACAAAUCUUCCCAGGCCCCUCUUCCCGAGCCUCCUAUGCCACAUGCUAUUGCAAAAUUACUGGCUGAAUUUUCAGUGCGCGAUCUGGUCUUCUGGCGGGAUGUGAAGAAGACGGGCCUUGUCUUCAGCACCACGCUGAUCUUGCUGCUCUCCCUGGCUGCUUUCAGCGUCAUCAGCGUCAUCUCGUACCUCAUCCUGGCACUCCUCUCCGUCACCAUCAGCUUCCGGGUCUACAAGUCUGUCAUUCAGGCUGUGCAGAAGUCUGAAGAGGGGCAUCCAUUCAAAGCCUACCUGGAUGUCGACGUUACGCUCUCCUCUGAGGCUUUCCACAACUACGUCAGUGCUGCUAUGGGACACAUCAACCAUGCCCUGAAACUCAUCAUGCGCCUCUUCCUGGUAGAAGACUUGGUGGAUUCGCUGAAGCUGGCAGUUGUCAUGUGGCUGAUGACGUACGUUGGUGCCAUCUUCAACGGGAUCACCCUCCUUAUCCUUGCGGAGUUGCUGGUUUUCAGCGUCCCUGUCGUUUAUGAGAAAUACAAGACUCAGAUUGACCAUUACGUUGGGAUUGCCCGGGAGCAGAUCAAGUCAGUUGUAACAAAGAUUCAAGCAAAGCUUCCUGGAGUUGUGAAGAAAAAGGCAGAAUAACCUUGCAAGGAGCCAGGACUCAGCUGUUAACUAAAAUGAAACAAAAAAUA